Molecule: messenger RNA, 4546 nt
Organism: Electrophorus electricus (electric eel)
Lineage: Eukaryota; Metazoa; Chordata; Actinopteri; Gymnotiformes; Gymnotidae
Source: RefSeq, a predicted model, not a curated record
CCGGGCAGCGCGUCCCUACAUACGAGAAGCCAACAUCCUGUACUGCUGCUAAAUAAAUAACAACAACAAUAAUAAUAAUAACAAUAAUAAACUGGUGGCUGUCGUGACCGCGCAGGACCUCCUCUGUUGUUUACGUGCGCGCCCCCGCGCUCUCCCAGGUGAAUGGGAGCACUGCGCUGAGUCCCGCGAGCGUCGCCACUCGUGCUGUUGAGAAAAUGAGGCUUUGCAGACUUGACAACGCAAACCUUUACGUGACAGUCUGCCUGCUGUGGGCGGCUGGAUGUGCUUCCAAACAUGUGUUCUUCGAGUGCGGUGCCAAGCUGGACAUCACGGACGUGCACGGCCUGGUCCUCUCUCCUGGCUUCCCGUACAACUACUCUUCUGGCACUCACUGUGUCUGGCAGUUCCUCAUUCCCGCCGGUCACCUCCUCACUCUGGAGAUGCUGGACUUUGACGUCUUCGAGAGUCACGGCGACAUGGACGGGUCCCCUACCCCGGCCGCUGGUGUCUCCGUGGAGGCUCGGGGUGCUGGCGGGGAUGAUCUCGGCCCUGUUGCGGAGGGAUCGCAUCCGCGAGGUCCAGGCCGCAGUGGAAGAGCAGCGAAGGAAUCUGGGUCUGUCUGGGGGGCGGAGCUAAAAAGGCUCGUCGUCCAGGGAGAGCCCAGCAAAACGGAAAUGGCCAAAGUCUCCACCUCAGCGAGGCGGUUGUCUGAGAUGCCUCUGGACCAUCCGCUGUCUCGUCUGGACAGCUCUCCUCUCCUGGGAGGGAUGCACCAGGGAUCUGCUCGGCCGCGGGUUUUGAGAAGUUCCGCCGGUUUUGGCCGAGACUGGGCCGGGCCGGCCGUCCCGCCCCCGGCCAACGCUCCUACCGAAGCCACCGAGUGGGACGAGGACCUGAGUGCGGAGACACAGCUGUCCGGCCUGGAUGCCUGUCCCCACGACGUCCUCUACAUAUCCGACCUCGCCACCUUCUCCUCUAGAUUCUGUGGCUCCACACGGCCGGCCAGUGGGCCGCUGGAGUUCGGCUCCGAUGCGCAAAUGGUGGAGGUCAUCUUGGAGCUCAUCACCACCACCCAUUGGGGGCGGGGCUUUGCCUUGCUCUUCUACUACCGCAACUGGACCCAGGCGGCGGCACAGAGGACUCUGGCUCCCUCUGACGGCACAGUCGGGGCUCUUCUGGCUGCAAUGUUCGGAGCGGCUCUCUUUACCAUGGUGAUGGGCUGCACUCUCCACAUCAUAUUUAGACCAAAACUAUGUGCAAAAGGAUCCAAUAGCACGUCAUCCAUCAACUCUGAGGUACUGGACAGGUGGCAGGUGAGGGAGCAGAGCGCUCUAGAUGCAGAAGGCAGUGAGCUGCAGUUGGUUGCUCCCAGUUACCCAGGGCAACAAGUCCCCACCCCCGAAAAUGACAGACACCUCGACCUGCCUCACACAGGCUCAGCAGUGAGGACUGGGUGUGAUGUAUCCCAGCAUGCCGAGCUGGAGUGUUCUAGUGCCCUAACACAGCUAGAGAUGGGGUUAGAUGAGGUGUUUAUGAUGGCCCCAAGAACCUGCACAGCCAGAGCAGCCUUCGUCCCGCACACACAGUGUGAACAGUUUCUACGACACACCGACACAGAACCAAGCCAUCUCCAGGCCGCUCCGGACGUCUCCACGGUUACAGAGGGCAUCCAUAUUGGCUCGGGCUCUGCCGUCUCUGCUGUGAAAACUCGUAAUGACACAAGGCUGAAGGAUUUACCCUUCAGCGCACUCCGGGACCAAGUAAAUGGCUGCCAACCCGAGUCUUCUGCAAGCUCCGCCCCCUACCUACCCACGCAGUCAGUCCAGCGUAAGCAGCACCUGAACUCGUCAGGCGGCUUGUGGCGAGUGCGUUUCACUGGGCCCUGUUGUGGCCUCCUCUCCACAGCCUCCAAGCCACCUGGGGGCGCUACAGGAAAUGCCACAAAGGUAUGCCAGCAGUAUCCAGAGCCAAACAGCGCCACCUCUGGCCAGCAGGAGAUGCUGCAAGGACGGGUGGAGAGUGGCAGUUGCCCUGCUGAGGAUGAGCAUGGCUCAGUGCCUGCACCCGUCUCGGUGGAGGACGAGCUACAGCCCCUGGUGUUGGCGGAACACCGAGUGCAACCUUCCCUGGAAAACAAGCAGGGAUAUGAGAGUCCCAUGAGAUCGAGAGCUCUAGCUGGGAAUCACGUCCGCCUAAACCGGGAGCCAUUCGGAAAUUUUGAAAAACACGUCAAGUAAGAUUGGGCUGGGAGGCUGUAUGGAAACGGUCAUGUGACCUGCUGAGCCAAUGGGUGAAGUGGACUGCUGAUGAACACAUGUGGCUGUGAGAAACUCAGUGGAAUUCUCUCUCUGUCUGCCUGAAUGGCUCCUAAAAUGUGACCUAAGUUCCUUUAGGUCAUAACAACUAAACAUAGACUGUCUUUAACAGUCUCUAACCCUGAAAUUUUACAAAGUAUUUAUUUAUCUUAAAAUACAGCAUGGAAUAAAAAAAUACAACAAAAUAAAAAUACUACUAAGAAUCAUAUAAUUUCCUGAAUACAUAACUGAAUGGAAGAGCAUCCCAGUAGUUCCUGCUGUCCCUGUUAAAUGACGCUGUGGCAGACACAAGACGCUAGAGCACUCGAGCGUAAACAGCAACAGUCUCAGAGAUGAAGAGAAAAAGUCAAAUAUCUGCAGCCAUGCUGGAGUGUGAACCCCUCCCCCACGCCUCCACACGUAAGAAACCCCUCCCCCAAACGUAGGAAACCCCUCCCCCACGCCUCCACACAUAAGAAACCCCUCCCCCACGCCUCCACACGUAAGAAACCCCUCCCCCAAACGUAGGAAACCCCUCCCCCACGCCUCCACACGUGCACUGACAAUAGCUCAGAGAUGUAGUGCAACGCUCUGACAUACUGCCUGUAGUGAAGAUGUUAUUUAAUCCCCUGAGUUUAUGGAAAGGCAGGCUGAAUGAGGAUUUAAGGAUUUUAUACUCUUGUUAGGAUACUUUUUUGCUUCAUAUAUAUAUAUAUAUAUAUAUAUAUAUAAUCUCUAGAAAGCAAUAAAAAAGUAUUCUAACAAGAGUAUAAUUGGGAAAACAAAUGUACAAUAAAGACAAUACAACAUGCAACAAACAUGCAAUAAACACCCAGUAAAACAAACAAAUGAACAUUUUAUUGAGUGUUUAUUGCAUUUGAGUGUAUAACAGACAAACACACACUCAAAUGUGCAAUAAACAUGCCAUAGUGUGCUGUAAUAGCACCAGUAGUGCAGCUAACACUGGAAAGAACAGGAUAGCUAGGGGCAAGAUUUUAAAGGGCUCGUGUUCUGGCAGAGACCAGUGAGACGUGUGUAUUCAUAUGGAGGACCAACUCUGCAGGAUACACGCUGGGCAGACUGACCAGUAGCUCGGGAGAGAGAGUGUCAUGGCAUAGUUCAGAUUCUCUGCCUUAUGUUUGGAUUUAGUUUAGUCACUAAGAUCCCAAUGAAUCCCAAAUAUAUAUUACAAUAAUUCUAUGACAGCGCAUCCGGGUGUCUGUCUCUGACACAAGGAAUAGAAACAGAAUAACACAGUGUUCUGCACUCAACCACAUGUUUAUGACGGCUGUGGUGCUGUCAAAUGUUUGGAGUUUGUUCAGCGUAAAUAAUUAUCAAUGAAAGUCAGAUCCGUGUUGAUCACAUCCAUUGAGUCUCAGUCGUUAAAGUCCUGGAUUGGUAAUCAGACAGUUGCCAGUUCAAGUCCCACCACUGCCAAGUUGCCACUGUUGGGCCCCUGAGCAAGACCCUUAACUCUCAAUUACUGAAGUUGUACUCAGUCAUAACUAAGUUGCUUUGGAUAAAAGUGUCAGUCAUAAUUUUAAGUCUCUUUAGACAAACACAUCAGCUAAACGCCAUGUUGAGGAGCCAUUCAAGUGGAUCUUGAGGUGUCUGACUGGAUGUUUGGUGGGGUUUGCUCAUCUACUCAUGCCUGAUAAAUGUUUAACCCUAUUCCAUAUUUGCAAAAGUCAUUAAGUGUGUGUGUUGCUUUGUUGUAAUAGUUUUGAUACUACUCAAUAUUAUAUAAGAUUAACGAAGAUGUUACAUGUAAUAUUUACAUUAGUGGAAAUGUCAUUUCCUAGAUUGUGGAUUGUAAAAGCUUUCACUACAAAAUUCCCAAAUCCUUUUUUGAAACUCUACGUCCAUCCCGAUGAGCCUGGCUAACACACAGCUGUGUUGUGUACCCGCACCCGUACUGCACGGUCCAGACAUCUCGUGCGCGUCUGGUCCCUUAUCCACGAGCGUGGGUCUCCUUACGUCCUUACGUCCUGUGCACGCCGUCAUUUAGGAUGUGCUCGUCUCGCGCCCAUCGCUUUGAUUGACACGUGAUCUUUGUUGCGCAACUCUUAAUGCUGCUAUAUAACUCACACAUGCUGUCGAAUAUUAACGGACCCUUAUGGGCUAGCACGUAUGCACAUGCAAUGUCGUCAUAUAUCUCGGUUUGUUGUAUCAUGUGAAGUGAAAUGCAUUGCCGUAAUAUUCUAAUGUACGGGGGGAGCUGUAACUAACAAAUAAACAUUUAUAUGCAUUUG